AUGUCAGACAUAGAUCUAAUGCGUCACUGGGGACGCCGGGACUAUGUGGAGGAAGUAUCAGAUUCGGAAAGUGAUUUUGGCAAUGGUCCUCUGUUUACCAUUCAGGAAGGAUCCGAGGAUGAAGACUCGCAGGACGAACGAGUGGUGGACGAAGAAGACGAUGGAGAAGUAUACGAUGAAGAAUAUGGAAACGAGAAUGAAGAUAUUGAUGAGGAUGAAGACUUGCAAGAUGACAAUGUCAAGAAUCUGUAUGGGGAUUCAGAUACAGAGACAACAGUUCACGAUUCCACGGCCAACAGCACAACCACCAUGACAAACAUGACCAACAGUUCCCUGCUUCAGGUUUCUCAACCAAGUCAUAGAAUGGGAAGUCAUAAUUACAUUCCAGCGUCUGCCACUGCGUCAAGUGCAAACGGCAAGUACCGCACUGUAUCCAUCUUUGGGGGUAUCUUAGAUUUAGCCGAUCCCACUGACGGCGACGGUGAUUCAAUUUCGUCGGAUGGCUUCAGCGACGACUGGUCCGUCGAAGAAGAGGUGCAGCCUCAGAGAAAACCGCGAAAGGCCAAACCAUUGAGGCAGGCUCCGACAGAACGAAUUGAAUUCAAAUCCGAACAGGCCAGAGAUGAUGAGGUCCACAGUGAACUGAAGUCAGACGCGCAACAGCAAGAUGAACCAAUCGAGAAGUCUGAAGUUCGUGCCGAAGACAAAGAACACAAUGACCGCUAUCGUGAACAAGAAAAGAGCUCGGAACCGCCGGUGAAGAAAAUUUUGACAUCCAAAGUUACAGAGUCAGUGCCAGCAACGACAACAACCGAAACAACAAAUCUUCUGCAAGAUGCCAAUGGCUUUGAACAGGACGCAGCUUCUGAAAUUGACGAGAGUGUUGUCACUCCUGAUGACAUUCCCAAGAGUAUCGAUUUGUCGUUAUUCUUGGAUAAAUCUCUGGAAGAACGGCGACAGUUGCAACGCUGUUUUCUCAAUGAGCUUUUCUUCUUGCCUGUCUCCUAA
Molecule: messenger RNA, 1008 nt
Organism: Cylindrotheca closterium
Lineage: Eukaryota; Bacillariophyta; Bacillariophyceae; Bacillariales; Bacillariaceae
Source: the annotation of a GenBank genome assembly